AAUGAUCGUUUUUUGCGUUUCCAUUUUUGGUCUCGAGAUUCAGGGCCGUGGGACGCGUAGAAUUUGACUAAUGAAUGAAAGUAACGCGUGCAUCGUCUCUGCGCGAAUGAGACGAUGCAUUUAUAAAUAAACCUGGCAAGAUUGAACCUUGAAAACAGUGGAACUCCCAGUGACAGAUAGAAACUGUAGAAACCCUAUGGCAUUUUUUUCCUUUUUUCUCUUCGCUAGUGUGCAUGUGUAUGAGUGCUUUUUUUUAUUCCUUUUUUAUCUUUAACCUAUUUCCCGAGAGUCGGUCAGGAUCGUGGCAAAAUGUCAAAAUCAGAUUCUCCGAAAAUUGUGACAGCCUUGUUUUCCUUCAAGGGAAAGAACAACGACGAGCUCUGUUUCAGGAAGGGCGAUGUUAUAACCGUGACACAAAUGGUUGAGGGUGGCUGGUGGGAGGGCACAUUGAAUGACAAGACAGCCUGGUUUCCAUCGAAUUAUGUCAAAGAAUGUCAAAGCAGCGAAACUGCUCAUUCGUCUGUGAAGUCAUCACCCGAAAAGAGCCAAGAGUCACCGGUUAAAGAUUUGAGGUUGAAUCGUGAUAUUGUACUCAAAGAUUUGGUGGACUCGGAAAAAGCAAAUGUCGCUGAAUUACAAGGCCUCGCUAACAAUUUUCUACAACCGCUUGAAUCCACAAAUAUACUGAACAAAAAAGAGUACAAGCAAUUAGUCGGUAAUAUAUACGAUGUGCUGGAGACGCAUCAGCGUCUUUUGAGCAAUCUCGAGGCAACGAUUGCUCAGGGACCGGACGCUAGAGUGGGCAACCUGUUCCUAAUGUUGGCACCGAGACUGAAAACCGUUCACACAACUUAUUGCAAUGGACAUCCUCAAGCUGUUUGCAUAUUGGACCAAUACAGGGAUGAGUUGAACGGAUUCAUGGAACGGAGCGGGGCCGUGACACCCGGAAUUUUGGUUAUGACGACUGGCCUAAGCAAACCAUUCCGUAGACUGGAUAAAUAUUCCGCGAUGUUGCAGGAAUUGGAGAGGCAUACGGAGAAGAAUCAUCCGGAUCGCGGCGACACGCAACGCAGUGUUUGCGUUUACAGGGAAAUUUCGGAACGCUGCGCGUCAAUAAGAAAACAAAGAGAGCUGGCUCUCCACGUGCUAACAGGAGGAAUAAAAGGUUGGGAGGGUGAGGAGUUGAACACACUCGGAGAAAUUCUUCACGUGGGCCCGGUUACGCUGGUCGUCGGUGCCGAAAGAAGGGAUCGAUAUUUUGUUCUCUUCCCAAUGAAUUUGCUCGUCUUGAGUACGAGCCCAAGAAUGAGUUCCUUCGUUUACGAAGGAAAAUUACCACUGACUGGAAUCGAUGUCGUAACUGUCGCAGAUACAGAUGAUGUGAGGAACGCAUUUGAAAUAUCAGGUCCUAUGAUCGAGAGUAUAGUGGUGAUGUGCCCAAGCAAGGAAGAGCGUCAACAGUGGAUGGAUCUUCUGAGCCAGGAGCAGAGCAUCGCGAGUCCGGUGAGGUCGCCGAGCGCCUCGCACAUGAGCAAUCAGUCGAACGGAAAGAGCCAUCAAUCGGGAGUGGAACACUGUUCGUCACCCGGGAUUAAGACACCGUGGAGCUUAGCUUCUUUACGACCGGCGCCGCCUCUGUAUUCGCUCAAGAUUUAUGGGAAAAGUGAUAGCGCAGAAUCCGUCAGGAGUCCACGUACGCUUAACGAACGGCAGUUCGAGGAUGAUGCGAUAAUUUUGAAGGUCAUCGAAGGUUAUUGUCUGAAGGUCAAUGCCAGGUUUACUGUGCAUUCUGCUCUGUUGGAUAACGAGACGACUUAUAUUUCGUGCGAAAACAGGAGCCUCUCGGAGACUGUUGAAACCCUGAAGAACCACAUUGCUGAUUUGCAGUCGAAAAUGUCACAAUUGACCAGCCAACUCGAGGAAGAAAAACGCUCACGUUUGCUCCUCGCAGCUGUCGUUAAACGUAGCAUCACCAAUAACGACACUAUCGUGCCUUAGGAAAGAGCAAGAUCCUGUCUGACGCAGAUAUAAUAUUCGUUCCUUUUGCGGGUGCCAUUAUUCUGCCAUUUACGUAAAUAGUAUUGUUUAUAUUUUGCGAUUAUUUUUUAGACUAUUUUUUCUAGGAACGAUGGCAACGCGGAAUUUCAUGGAGUAUUUUUGGACACGGAGAAAUCUUUAGUUUAAAAUGGUACCCCAUUGAAACCCUUCGUAAAAAUGUUUUAUUUUUAAAAAUGUUUGACACCUGCGGGUCGUGAUUUUACUGUUUUAGGCCAAUUUCAAUAUUUCGAUGACAGCGUUGAUUUGUUUCUUUUUCAAUAUUUCCGGACAUUUUUAGCUUCGGGAAAAAUGAUACUGCAAAAUUGCAUCUUUUGAACAUUGAUCUUGGGUUUAAAAAUGUCAUUUCGGGUGCACUGAACUUCCUGUUCUGUCGCGAUUUCAUUAUUUUAGCGUAAGUUUAAUGAUGCGCGGAUGACGUUAAUUUUAUUUCGACUAUGAUAUUAAGUCUUGAAAAAAAAUGCGAUAAUCCAAAGUGGCAUUCUGUACAGUUUUUAAAUGUCAUAAAUCCAUUAUCGCUGAAAGGUUUCAAUAACGUGCAAUGAUAAUUUUUCUCACAAUUUUAUCACUUUGUAGCCUGAAUUUAUGAAGGUCGGACCUGGCGCUGAUAUUUUUCCGAUUUUUUCCCACGAUCUCAACCUCUGAACAAAACAUUGAAAAAUUUCCUCGUAUCCCAGUGUUCGAAGGUACCUAAAAUAAUCCUUAAAAAACAGUUAAUUUUGAAAUUUUAAUUAACCCUAAUCACUCACACUUCUCCAGGAGAAUUUUCCAACAAGCGUCACAAAUAAGGUCGCUUAGAUCCCAAAUGAGUGAUUAGGGUUGAUACAAUUUUGUGUAUAAUACGGAACUUUUGUGUCUACCAUGUUGUGUUUUGGCUACAUCACAAAUGUAAAAGAAAUAAAUUUUUUGUUGUAUUCUCA
Molecule: messenger RNA, 2975 nt
Organism: Venturia canescens
Lineage: Eukaryota; Metazoa; Arthropoda; Insecta; Hymenoptera; Ichneumonidae
Gene: RtGEF
Product: Rho-type guanine nucleotide exchange factor
Exons: 12
Coding region: 310-1998 (562 amino acids)
Cellular component (GO): cytoplasm
Molecular function (GO): guanyl-nucleotide exchange factor activity; protein binding
Source: RefSeq, a predicted model, not a curated record